Molecule: messenger RNA, 713 nt
Organism: Dermacentor silvarum
Lineage: Eukaryota; Metazoa; Arthropoda; Arachnida; Ixodida; Ixodidae
Exons: 5
Coding region: 174-713 (179 amino acids)
Source: RefSeq, a predicted model, not a curated record
GAUAUCCCAAGCUCCGCGCGACCGCGCCGGAUCUCCGCGUGGUAUCGCUAGCCGUUCAGCUCUUCGCGAUUAUUCCUUCUGACGGCUCUGAUCCGCGCUAAGAACCCGCAGCCUGCAAGCUACUGAGACUUCUUUCUCUUGACUCUGCGCAUUCGGCUCCUUGUCUGAACAGGAUGGACAAGAUGAGCAGGCUCGUGUUUCCGGCGUGCGCGCUGUGCUGCCUGGUGUUCGCCGUGACGAGAUGCGAAGCUCAGAGCAUCGACUUCAAGCGCGAGGCUGCCGGCCGGCUGCUUUCCAUCACAAACCACACGGUGGAGCUGAUCGGGCCGUGGAUCUACAUCGCCCGCUACCUCAUCUACCUCAUGGCCAAAGAGCCCGUCAGACCGGAUUUCUUCUAUGACUUCCUGGAACAAAGAACUGAACCUACAUUUAAGAACCUGAUCAACCAGGUGCGCAUCCACCAGCCGCACAUCUACCAGUUGUUCCAGGUGAUCCUGGUUUUGACCAAUAUCACCGCGGUCGUGGCAUUCACGACAUUCGCGCUCCGUUCCGCCGGCACCUGCGGUGCGUCCACCAGCCAGGACGUCACCAUCAACUACCGCCUGCUCUUCCACACGUACACGGCGUCGGCCCUGAUCAUCUGCGGAUCCGUGAUGUAUUACACGACGGCUCAACCUCCCUACUCGUUGCUGGACCAGCUGAGGUUGCCUUGA